AUGGACGACAAUACCGCAGACCUUAAUGAGCUGUUUGGCUCCCCCAACGCUGAAUUGCCGCCCGACGUCCUGGGAGAACUGCAAUCGCUCCUCCGCCUACACUCCAUUGCCCCGCAAGAGCUGUUCUACAAAUGGGAAUCCUACAGUAUAAAGAUGGGUCCGGAAACGACCCUUACACUAAAGACUGUUCGCGAUUUCAAGAAAGAUAUUCAAGACGCAUUGGAGAGGGAGAAUAGAGGAAAGGCGGCGCACGGAAGAAACGAGAAGAGAAAUGUUGGCUCAACACCCCGCGCCGGUGCAGGAAACUCUGAUGUCUUUGGAAUGCUCGACGGUCUCGUCCCAAGCACACCUGGAGCCCGCAACGCACCAAAGAGGAAAUCCAACUUCGAUACCCCAACCUCCAAAGUAGCAAAAAGCCAGGCCCAAAGCUCCCCAGCGGGUCCUAGUACACCUCUGCAGAAUGGCGCAACAAUUGCCUCUUUUGCGGACCGGCCAAACGCAGGGCGGAUCAUGGAAACCCUCAACGAGCACAUCCCCUUGCCAGAGCCUCCUUCAGACCCGCCCUCCGAAUCCCGCGUCAAGCUAAAGGCGAACACAGAGCUGGCAAAGUUCGCGUAUAAGACCAUGGCUAUGAAGCUGUCGGAAGCGUCAGAGAUUCUCGACGACCGUAUCGACGAAUUCCUACAGUUGACACAGGAGUACCACAAACUGGAGGAUUCUGCUUUUGGAAACCCUGCCAGCCAAAGCACAAGCGAGAUCAUCGCUGUCGGUCGUAUUGCAUCGGACAGCAACGAAGGCAGGCUAAACGCCGCUUCGCUGGUGUUGGAGACGUCUCGGAGGACUGGCGCCGGCUUGCGGAUACCUUUGCGAGUCGACAAGCUGCCGACUUAUAGCUUCUUCCCCGGGCAGGUGGUUGCGUUGCGCGGGCAAAACGCAUCAGGAACCUUCUUCCAGGCCACGGAAAUCCUAGAGCUCCCACUGCUUCCACCAGCCGCUUCCACGCCCGCUGAACUGGACAUGCACGUUGCACGUCUGCAGCACACGGGCGACGACGACAUGGACAUGGACGGCGCGAGCGCGACCAGGCCCCUCGGCGUCAUCAUAGCCUCUGGGCCUUACACCCCCGGCCACGUCCUGGACUUCGCCGCCCUCCACGCCCUCCUAGAAAGCGCGACGGCAAGCUGCCCGGACGUGCUCAUCCUCAACGGCCCCUUCAUCGACAUCGAGCACCCCAGCGUCAUCAACGGCGACUUCGACCUCCCCGCCCACGCAAUCCCCAACCCGGACAAAGCCACCAUCCGCGACGUCUUCCGGCACUACAUCUCCGCGCCCCUAAACCAACUGGCAGCACAACUGCCCAACACGACCAUAAUCCUGCAGCCCAGCGUGCGCGACGCCAUCGCCAAACACGUCAGCUUCCCGCAAGACCGGCUCAAGCGGCAAGAAUUCGGUCUCCCCAGACAAGCAACCAUAGUCACGAACCCGGUGACGCUGAGCGUCAACGAAGCCGUCGUCGGGCUCGCCAGCCUCGACGUCCUCGACAUGCUGCGCCGCGAGGAGUGCGUGUCGGACAAGGCGCGCGCGAGCAACGCCAUGGCGCGCUGGGGCGCCGCGCUCGUGGCGCAGCGCUCCUUCUGCCCGGUGUUCCCACCCACAGCCCGUGAGGCGUAUCCGCGGCUCGAGGCCGGCGGGCGCGAAGCCGUGACCGUCGAGGCCGAGGACGGCGUCGUCGAGGGCCGCGUCGAGUUUUUGCCGGUCGGCGCCGUGCUGGAUACGAGUUUUUUGAAGCUGGCCGAGUGGUUGACUGUUAGGCCGGAUGUGCUGGUUACGCCGUCAGCGCUGACGCCGUUCGCUAAGGUUAUUAACUCUGUGCUGGUCGUUAACCCGGGCACGCUUAGCAAGCGCAAGGGUCCUGGCACGUAUGCGCGCUUGACGGUCCUUCCGGCUGCCGUUACCGAUGAGGAUAGAGCAAAGGGCGAGAUUCUCGCGCAUAGGCUGUUUGAGCGCGCGAGGGUCGACAUUGUGCAUAUCUAGACUGUCUGUCUGUUUGUCUGAUUAAGGAAAUGCUGGGUGGGUAUCCUCAAGUACGAGGGAUCGGAAAUGGAGUCAGAACUGGGAACGGAAUGACAGAAUGGCAUGGUGUUUUGAUUUUCUUCUUUUUGUUUUUUGAAUGGACAUCAACGACGCUGGUAGGGUUUGGGUCAAAUCAUCACUGCACGGCGAGCCGGUAGGUAUGCAGCUGUGUGGUUUAAUUUGACAGUGGAAGAGGUCACGUAACCGCAUCGCUCGCCAUUCCAGGGCCCGUGUCAGAGGUAUUCAUACAAUCAUAGCAUAUUCGACAGCCUCACCGAUCCGCAGCCUCUAUGAUACAGCCGGCUCUACGACAGGAACACGCGCAGGGCGGACAGAGAGAGUAAGUAGACGGAAAGAGAGAGAGAUUGAGGUUUUGAGAGAGAGAGAGAGAGAGAGAGAGAGAGAGAGAGAGAGAGAGAGAGAG
Messenger RNA from Aplosporella prunicola CBS 121167, 2497 nucleotides. RefSeq lists its product as uncharacterized. Gene Ontology annotation, cellular component: alpha DNA polymerase:primase complex. Lineage: Eukaryota; Fungi; Ascomycota; Dothideomycetes; Botryosphaeriales; Aplosporellaceae. The transcript has 4 exons. The coding region runs from base 1 to 2034 and encodes 677 amino acids. The record is from RefSeq and is a predicted model, not a curated record. Gene Ontology annotation, biological process: DNA replication initiation; DNA replication. Gene Ontology annotation, molecular function: DNA binding.